Knipowitschia caucasica is the source of this 618-nucleotide messenger RNA. The record is from the annotation of a GenBank genome assembly. Lineage: Eukaryota; Metazoa; Chordata; Actinopteri; Gobiiformes; Gobiidae.
AUGGCGAGGCGAGGGGCCGAGGAGGAGCCGGUCGUAGGGGACGACCACCCAGGAGAAGCAGCAGCAGCAGCAGGACUGUCAGGAGGUGAAGACAACACCACUCAAGGCUCAGAUAACCCUUUGCCUGAGCCUCCUGCUGCUGCUGCUGCUGCUGCUGCUUCUUCUGUGAGGGCUGACGCUUCCCCUGCUUCUGCACCCACAGGCCCACAAAGGAAGAGAGCUCGGCAGAGGCCCACGACCUCAGAGCCGGCGGAGUGGGAGCGGGAGAUCCUGUCGACUCUUCGGGCCAGAUCAGCAGCCGCACCACCCCAGCCCUACUCUGACGACCAGCACUUCCUGCUCUCUCUCCUUCCUCUCCUGCAAAAGGACAAAGCUGUAUUCUGUGUCCAUUCCUUUAUCCCUCCCUUUCUUCGCCUGUGUGGGGUGGCUUUGAAAGGCAGGUGGGAUCAGCAGACAGCCAGCUCGUCACACCGCCGGGAGCUCUGUGCCGUGCGUGUGAGAACUCCUUUCACUCAGCACAUUUGGCCGGGCUGCUGGAUGACAGGGUUUGCACUUCCCCACCUGUGCGAGCUGUCCAAGGCUCUCAAAGACACUCCACACCCGCCGGGCUUUGGUUAG